AUGAGUCACACAAAAAAUUGUUUCACCAGAUUGAGUUGUCGAAAUUGCGAAGAGCAACAUCAUACCUUUUUAUGCCCGAAAACUGCAAAAUUCAAAGCCAGCAACAGCAAUGCAAUCCCUCUGGAGAGAUCAACUCCAUCAUUUACUCCAAUCACGCCAGCGGCGCCACAAAUCGCAAAAACCAAAAAUGCACAGCUUUCUCAAUCAGCAGCGCCUUUUACUAUGGGCAGCGGACCACACAUAACCUUGUCCACAAUAUCGUCUGAAGAAUCAAUAACCUCUUUGAGCAAUCAACUCCUUGUUAGCCCCUUUACCGCGCUCGGAUAUCCAACCCUUGUCACGUCUCACUGUCUAUUUGACACAGGAGCAAACAAGAAUUUCAUCACGGAUCAGUUGGCUACUCUUCUGAGUCUGCCCUCGAUAAGCGAGGUAAUGGUCGAUAACAUAUCUUUUGGAGGAACUUCUCCUCGAAAAAUUCGAUGUAAAAAAUACAACGUUGUUCUCAAAUUGGCGUCGGGGAAUACCAUGUCCGUUGAAUGCCUCUCAAUGCCAGAGAUCACAGGCAAAAUUCCGAAGUCUUCCCUCCAUCCUUCCUCAUUGGCUUUCGAGGAUGAGUCAAGUUCUAUCCAGAUUCAUCUACUACUCGGAAAUUGUACCGUUUGGUCUCUCAUUUCGGGCCCUUCGUUUUCGGACUCCAAGGGCGAUCGGUUCAUUCCCACCCUUCUGGGAAACCUCGCAAUUCCUCAAAUGCCUAUCGAAAAUCGCGUCCACUCUCUCUCUUCGAUUUCUUCUAACGCGCAAAAAGAUGAGGACCCCUCUCAAUCGUUUCGGCAACUUAUUCGUUAUGACACCAAAGCUCAAAAGUACUUUGUGUCACUUCCGUGGAAGACUUGCACUCCACAUCUCGGUGACGACCACUUUUGGCUGGCAUUCGGUCGUCUGAAAAGUCUACAUCAGACACUUCGAGUAGAAGGAUUUUUAGAUGAUUUCGACGAAAGCAUUUCCGAAUUAUUACGAAAACAAUACGUCGAAUUGUGUACAAAAUUUCGACCUAAGGAUAUCACCACCCCUCUAAGAUACUUGCCUUUACAGGCGGUACACCGCCCAAACAAAAAACUCCGAGUAGUUUACGACGGAGCGGCCAGAACAAAGGCAUCCAAAGCUAUUAAUGAAUUUCUUGACACAGGGUAUAAUGACCUUCCCACAAUUCCCACCGUCUUAACUCGUAUCCGAUGCCUCAAGCACUUUCUUAUCGCGGACGUGUCCGCAGCUUUCAACCAAGUUGGGAUCGAGGAAGAAGACAGAGAUGCUCUUCGGAUCUUGUGGUUAAAAGACAAAGAAAAAGAUGUUAGCCAAUCAAACUUGUCAAUCCUUCGGUUCAAAGUUCUACCAUUCGGCCUAACCUGUGCCCCAGGGAUCUUAUCCGCGGUUCUCCACAAACAUUUGGAAAAUUUCGGAGAGUUAGGCAAAGAAGUCGAACAAACCCUGUACGUCGAUAAUUUUGCUAUUUCUUGCUCAGCCGAGUCAUUUGAAGACAAGUUCAACGCAAUCUCCGACAUCUUUCGAGCAGCCAACAUGAAGCUUCAUGAUUUCAACAGCAACUCCGAUGCGAUUCGUGCUCAACUUAAUUCAAGAGGUCAUGAGACCCCCAUCAUUACGAAAAUUUUGGGCGUUCAUGCUGAUUUGAGAGCCGAUUUGUUUUUCGUAGUCUUCCCUGAAAUUGAGGAAGGCAUGGUCCCAACUAAGCGCACAGUGCUUCAAAAGCUGUCCAGCGUUUUUAACCCGCUGGGCAUGGCCGAACCAGUCCUCUUGCUUGCGCGCCUGUUAAUUCAAGAGAUUUGGAAACACAAGAUUCAUUGGGAUGAAUCACUUCCACAUCCGCUGGCGUCAAAAUGGUAUCAUAUUUGCGCUGACUGGAAUUCCAUAUCCUUGCCCUUCAGUCGUUAUUUUGAUUUGAGUGGCGCUCAAUCGAUCGAGGCACACGUAUUUGUAGACGCAUCCUCGGUGGGACGAGGCACAGUGGCCUAUUUAAGGGUCGCACAUCUGGAUCGCGUCGCUGUACAUUUCUUCUCCGCGAAGAGCAGGUUGAUCCCAACAAAAUCAGUCAUCUCUAUUCCCAAAUUAGAGUUUGCGGAACUGGUCCUUGGAGCAGAAACUUUAAUGACAAUAAGGAAAAGCAUGACAAUACAACCAGAUGGGCUUUAUCUGUGGAGCGAUAGCAAGGUAGCAAUAGCGUGGGCAAAAAGAGAUUCAACGAAAGGAAUGGAACUUUACGUUUCUAAUCGCUGGAAACGUCUCAGAAAUUGCCAGGACAUAAUUAUUCAACAUGUACCCGGUUUCAUGAACAUAGCCGAUGUCGGCUCUAGAGGAUGCACUCUGGCUGAAUUAUCCAAAAACGAAGACUGGCAGCGAGGCCCUAGUUGGUUGAAGGAUAAAGAAAAAUGGCCCGUCCAAGACCCACCAAAUGCUCUAGUUGACACCGUGAUCACAAAUGUGACAAUCUCAGACAUGCCUCCAAAUCCCCCUCCAUUCAUUCUUAAUCCAGACAGAUUUUCAAAUUGGAAUACUUUUUUCCGGUCUGCUACUUUGGUUUUUCUUUUUCUUUGCCAAUCAUCGAAAACCUUUGCGCAAAAACUGGCCAAAUUCGAUCCCAGCGCACCCUUUUCCCCCGCAUCUUCCCGCGUCGUUUUUCUCCACCUAUUGUUCAUGGCACAGCAGGCAUGUCCCCCGACCGAGGAAGAAAUAAAAAAUUACGGCCUUAUUUUGGAGAACGGACUUCUUGUUCGAAAAACUCGGCGUUUAAUCGAGGGCACAGAUUCAACAUUCAAUCCCCCAUAUCUCCCCAAAAAUCCCCUUUUGUAA
This is a messenger RNA of Bursaphelenchus xylophilus (pine wood nematode), 2862 nucleotides long. The record is from the annotation of a GenBank genome assembly. Lineage: Eukaryota; Metazoa; Nematoda; Chromadorea; Rhabditida; Aphelenchoididae.